Messenger RNA from Bemisia tabaci, 2430 nucleotides. NCBI's taxonomy places the organism in Eukaryota, Metazoa, Arthropoda, Insecta, Hemiptera, Aleyrodidae. The record is from RefSeq and is a predicted model, not a curated record.
ACGCACCUUAAUUGCAGGAUGGAGACCAGGUAAAAUUGUAUUGCUUAAAUUGCUAAAGCGGGGUGUUUGAAAUUGUCUCUGGUAGUGACAGGAGACGUGGCCACUUUCGUGUCGCGGCGCGGUAGCACCCUGUAUAUGGACAGGACCCAGUCUGGGCAUGCAUGCGUAGUUUAUUGUGCAUCUUAGCGUGUUGACUGGUGACUGGUGAGUGGAAGUUGUCGGCCGGCGGUGACGGGUAGAAAAAACGAAAAAGAGAAUUCCCUCGGGAAAUCCCUUCUCCUUAGCAAGUCCAGCCGGAUUAAUAGAACGCGACAAUGCCACACGGCCGCACUUCCGCUUUCCAGCCCUGCGUUGUACAGUCUCACCAAAAUUUAUCAUCGUCCCAACAAGGCGUGACUUACUUUCUUACUGGUAUAAGAAAUGUCUAAAUUGAGCUGCUUCAUUCUCCAAGCCCUAGUUUACUUCGCCAAUGACGUCGCUGCAUCCGUUUUCAAGAAAUACCAGAACCGAGCUGACCCCUUCAUCUCAGUAGGACACAGCAACUUCACAAAAUUAGUCCUCAACUCGGAGAUCUUCGUGGACAAGACGCUCUUCAUCAAGGACUUCCUCGAAAGUCCGUCAGAUGUCGUCAUGGUCACAUGUCCUCGCCGGUGGGGCAAAUCGAUGAACAUCGACAUGCUCAAGACAUUCCUCCAAGUGGUUGUCAGGAAAAAUGGAACAAGGGUGGAUAAAAAGGAUGCCCUCAAUACCGAGCUGUUCCAGAGACUGGAAAUCGCGAAACAUCACAAACUGAUGGAGCGCUACCUCGGCGAGAGUCAUGUCAUCCACCUGUCCUUUCGCUCAGCCGGCGGACUCACUUACAAGGAUGUGACCGGAGGCAUAAGGGUCGUCGUAGGUCGCGCCUGCGAGGAACAUCUCUACCUUCCCGAGAUUCUCUGGCAGCUCAUCAACGGCCCCAACACCAACCACACAACCAAGACCAUUGCCCAAACGCAUUUAGAUACUUUUGUGAGAUUGCACACACAGAGGGCUUCCGAAAAAGAGGUGCUUCAAGGUCUGGCGUUUCUUUCAGCGCGCCUUCACGAGCUCUGGGGUAAAAAAGUUUUCAUUUUCAUGGACGAUUUUGAUAAAAUAAUGACUGGUCUAUUCUCUUCCGAGUCCAUCGAGAUUAACCCUCAAGACGUGAGUUAUGGGAUGCAAUACAUACAGGAGUUCAUAGCGCAGGCACUUGAGAAAAACGAACACUUUGUGAAGGCAUUAAUCACAGGUGUGAUGCGACCCGAGACCCAAAAACUUUUCGCCAGACUGGGCAAUUUUCAAGAACACAACAUGCUCCACAGUGACUUCUACAAUCACUUCGGCUUUACCACUGAAGAGGUAAUCGAACUUUGCAAAGCCUUCAACCUCCAGUCGUCACAACACACCCACGUUGCAACCUACUACGGUGGCUAUGCUUUGACCAACACUGCGACCCUUCUGCACAACUCCGACUCGGUGCCUCGCUAUUUGCGGGAGCAGAUUUCGCACUCCUAUUGGGAGGAGGAGGGCGAUUUAGGUCCCCUCGAAGUUCUUUUCCAUAAAGAGAACAUCAACGACGCCGUAGCGGUUAUCUCGAAAGGCACUGCGCGUGACCUCGACCUGACCAAUUUGACAUUGACAACCGACGAUUACAUCAAGUUGAUCGGGAUGUUUCAGAGGGAGGCUCUAGUGCCUGAUGGGGGUGUGGAGCUUUUUUUGAGGAUGCUUUUCUCACAAGGCUAUCUGACCGUCGACAAAAAGCGGUCAGUAAAUGGCACAAAUAAAGUAUCUGUUAAGGUGCCGAAUAAGGAGGUAGGUAUUAUUCUAAAACAUAAAUUGGCGGUUGAAGUCUGGACUAUUGACUAUGGAGCAGUUCUAUUAGGUGGAUAAUGGUUCGGAAUGGUACUCAGUGGCCUACACACGUCGGUGAGGUGGUCAAGAAAUUAUGUCAUUUUUUUAUUAUUAUUCCGUAUUUUGGUAUCACAAUUCCCCCUAAAUAACGAUAAAUAAGGAUUGUUUUUUAAGAAAAGCAUUUUCACACGCGACACCGUGUGAGCUAUUUCUGGAUCCAUUAAACACUAUUUUACCGUAUUUCCGUGAAUCGGUUGGGUAUUUACCAAGGAGUAUUGAACUCUCAUCACACGAAGGCGAGCAAAUGCAAAAGGUGUCGAAGUGCGAAACUUGACUCUCGUGGGAUGGACAUGAAUGUCGUCCGACGACAAUAUUGGUUGUCGGGCGAUUCGUUUAUUGGUUUUACUGACGAUUAGACUGUAAAAAUAAUACUAUAAACUGAAACAAUUGGAUUAUUAUUUCCAGUCAAAAACUACUGUUACAGCCUCAUUUCAGAAAUAACGAAUGUACUUAGUAUAUUGCAAAUCGAAAGACAAAUAAAUCUUGUUGUUUUAAAGUGUU